GUGAUAAGACCUACGUGACAGUGUCAGUGUUGACACACAACAUACACUAUUAUAAGUAGCUUUUUUAGGUUAUGUUUCGUUCUAUCAAAUAAAAAUAAAUUUGUUUAAAUAUGUCUAAGAUAAGACAAAUAAUAAGGACGUCAUAUUGUCGUUAUUACAGUGCUCAACAAUCAAAAAAGAAAUUGCCUAUAAUAUCGUGUAAGCGACCAGAAUUCAAUCAUUUUGAGGGUCAAACGUAUAGUAAGUUCGAAGGCAUAAAACUUGCGUCUCAUGGUUGGUUGCACGAUAAGUCUAAAGGAGAUUACUUUAUCAUAUACGGUAAUGCUAAUAAAAAGGAACAAAAAGAAGUAUAUAAAAAGAGUUUCGAGGAAAUUGGAGUUGAAAAUGAGCUAAUAGAAGUUAUGUCAAAUCAAGGAAUAUCCUUGCCUACUGAGAUACAAGCUAAGGCUAUACCAGCAAUAUUGAAGGGUUUUAAUACUCUUAUAACGGCUGAGACUGGUUGUGGCAAGACUUUGGCAUAUUUGUUGCCAAUUUUUCAGCAUAUCUGUAUGUGGAAACAACAUGUUUCAGAGGAUUUCAACAGUCCACUUGCUGUUGUUAUAACACCGAGCAGAGAAUUAGCCUCACAAAUUGGAGAAGUAGCGCAAAACAUUGCUCAAGAGCUUAACUUGAAUGUAACCACCCUAAUAGGUGGUAAAACCAAGCAGAAAAUGAUCAAUCCACCCAUAGAAUACUGUGACAUGCUUGUCACUACCCUGGGAGCUUUCAGUAAAUUGGUGACGACCGGUAUUUAUAAGAUAAAUAAUGUUCACCAUGUGGUGCUGGAUGAGGCUGAUACACUAUUGGAUGACAGCUUUCUUGGCAAGCUAGAGAAUUUGUUGAAGAAGUUUGCUAUUCAUCAUAAAGUUGACGUCCAAGUUAUACCUAAUGGCUGCCAAUUGACUUUAGCGAGUGCGACCAUGCCCUAUGAGCUACCUGAGGCCGUCAACUCUUUCGUGGAUCCCGAGUCAUUGAAGACUGUUGUCACUUCUAGCAUUCAUAGGUUAUUGCCACAUGUCCCACAAAAAUUCCUACGCAUUGGCAAAGCCCAGAAGCCUGGUGAAUUAUUGAAACUAGUCCAAGCUGACGUCAACCUCAAACGCCCUGUCAUGAUAUUCUCAAACAAAACCGCCACAUGUGACUUUGUGUCCAUGUUUUUAAAUGAGAAUAAUAUAGAAUGCAUUAAUAUCAAUGGACAGAUGCCGGUUCCACUCAAACUGGGAAAGUUUGAACAGUUCAGAAGUGGGAAAGUCAAUGUGUUGUCUUGUACCGAUAUUGCCUCGCGAGGAUUGGAUACGACUAAUACUGAACACGUUAUAAAUUAUGAUUUCCCUCUAUACACCGCGGACUACAUACAUCGCUGCGGGCGUACUGGCCGGAUUGGUUCGCCGCAAAACUGCUCAGUCACCAACUUCAUAGCUUGGCCGAGAGAAAUACAACUUGUUAAAAAAAUUGAGGAAUCUGUUAGAAAAAAUAGCGAGCUGCCUAGUGUCAAUGCCAAUAUUAGAAGAAUCAUAGAUAAUAGGAUUGCCAAAGGUGUCGACAGAGCGCUGGUGAGAGGUAUAAAAUAAAUUAUAGAAAUUGAGAAUUUAUUUUUGUUAAACAUUUCCUAGAAUAAGAAUAUAAAUGAAGAAUCUGCCAACAUCUAUUUUUCAUACCCUUUAGUGAUAAGUAAUUUCUAGUAAAAAAAAUAGAUAAGGGUGGACCUUAUAAUUUUUUUAACUAGAAAUUAGACAGCUAGUUU
Messenger RNA from Amyelois transitella, 1783 nucleotides. It is a transcript of the gene Dbp21E2, whose product is annotated as probable ATP-dependent RNA helicase DDX28. Lineage: Eukaryota; Metazoa; Arthropoda; Insecta; Lepidoptera; Pyralidae. Gene Ontology annotation, molecular function: ATP binding; RNA helicase activity; nucleic acid binding. Bases 111 to 1610 code for a protein of 499 amino acids. The record is from RefSeq and is a predicted model, not a curated record. The transcript has 5 exons.